ACGGAGUCAUCCUAUUCAUCCAGGCCACCUUCUAUGAAGUGUUUGAGUCUGGACUUCAGAGCUUUCCAGUAUUCACAGACAUUGAUUUUUGCAACAGAGGAGAUAAACAACAGUUCCUCUCUUCUGCCUGGGGUCACACUCGGAUACAAGAUUUAUGAUACCUGUGGUUCUGCAGCACUGGGGGUUAAAAUGGCAAUGACACUAAUGAAUGGAAAUGAGAAGUCAGCCACUGAUGACAACUGCACUAAACCAGCUCAAGUGCAAGCCAUACUAGGAGAAACGUACUCAUCAGUGUCCAUGGCCAUAUCAAAGAGUAUUGGACCUUUCAGCAUUCCCUUAAUCAGUUACUAUGCCACCUGUGAGUGUCUCAGCGACAAAACGAAAUAUCCCUCCUUUCUGCGCACUGUUCCCAGUGAUUAUUACCAGAGCAGAGCACUGGCAGAGAUGGUCAAGCACUUCGGCUGGACCUGGGUUGGAGCAAUACGAAGAGACGACGAUUAUGGUAACAAUGGAAUGGCUACGUUUACGAAAAUCGCAGAGCAACUGGGCAUCUGCUUAGAAUACUCCCUUCCAUUUUUCAAAACCUACUCACAAGAUAAAGUGCUAAGAAUUGUUGAGCAAAUUAAAAGCUCCACUUCACGAGUUAUAGUAGGGUUUCUCACUCAGUGGGAUUUGGAAAUUUUGGUGCAGGUGUUUUCUGAGCAUAACAUCACUGGAUAUCAGUGGGUUGGAACUGAGGGCUGGAUCGCUGAUCCAAUAGUGGCUACUCGUGAUAAGCACAACAUACUGCAAGGAGCCAUAGGGCUAGCUAUCCCUAAAACAAAGGUGUCUGGUCUGGAUGACUUUAUUCUGGAUGUAAAGCCACUAAAAUCUGUAGGGAGUGCCAUUUUUACCAAAUUUUGGGAGUCUUUGUUUAACUGUAAAUAUACAAUGCAGAAUGAUUCGGAGAACUUGCCAGUGUGCACAGGUGAAGAGACACUGUCUGAAAUGGAAAACGCUUUCACUGAUAUGUCCUUGAUGCCCAUUUUCAGUAAUGUGUAUAAAGGCGUGUAUGCCGUUGCCCAUACACUGCAUGACCUUCUUGGCUGUAAACAAUCAUGUCAAACAAACAAGCAACCCGACCCUUUCACAUUUCUUGAACACCUCAGAAAGGUACGUUUUAAGACCAAAGAAGGUGAAGAAGUUUAUUUUGAUAUAAAUGGUGACCCACCAGCAAAAUAUGAAAUAAUAAACUGGCAAAUAAACGAAAAUAAUCAAAAUGAAUUUGUCACUGUUGGACUUUACGACUCCUCGUAUCCUGCUCAUGAUCGAUUAACAGUAAACUUGUCCUCGAUUAUAUGGGCUCAAAAUACCAAUAAGGUACCAGUAUCUAUAUGUCAUGAGAGUUGUCCUCCAGGAACCAGGAAGGCUGUACAGAAAGGAAAACCCAUCUGCUGCUUUGACUGUAUUCCAUGUGCUGCAGGAGAGAUCAGUAAUAUGACAGACUCUAUUGAAUGUGAAGAGUGUCAACAAGAUUACUGGUCAAAUGCACUUAAGGAUAAAUGUGUAAAAAAGGAAACUGAGUAUUUGUCCUAUGAAGAAACGAUGGGAAUGUUGCUGACAGCAGUGUCCGUUAUUGGUGCAUUUAUGACAAUAGUAAUAGCAAUCAUUUUCUUUAGACAUAAAGAUACACCAAUUGUCAAAGCCAACAACUCUGAACUGAGUUUCCUGCUGCUCUUCUCACUGACUCUGUGUUUCCUCUGUUCACUAACUUUCAUCGGUCAGCCCUCUGAUUGGUCCUGUAUGCUGCGCCACACAGCCUUUGGAAUCACUUUUGUUCUUUGUAUCUCUUGUGUUCUGGGAAAAACUAUAGUGGUGUUAAUGGCCUUCAGAGCUACACUUCCAGGCAGUAAUGAUGAAAUGGUUUGGGCCUCCACAACAGAGACUCAGUGUAGUUAUAUUUAACUUAUACAAGUCCUCAUUUGUGUGCUUUGGCUGUCAAUAUCCCCUCCUUUCCCUUUUAAAAAUCUAAGUCACUACAAGGACAAGAUCAUUCUAGAAUGUAAUUUGGGCUCAAACUUAGGUUUCUGGGCUGUGCUGGGUUACAUAGGCAUUUUGGCCGUUUUAUGUUUUUUUUUGGCUUUUCUAGCACGAAAAUUGCCUGAUAAUUUCAAUGAAGCCAAAUUCAUUACAUUCAGCAUGCUCAUGUUCUCUGCAGUCUGGAUCACUUUUAUUCCAGCUUAUGUCAGUUCACCUGGGAAGUUUACAGUAGCUGUCGAAAUAUUUGCUAUUUUAGCUUCCAGCUUUGGUUUGCUGUUCUGCAUAUUUCUUCCGAAAUGCUACAUAAUUAUACUGAAGCCAGAGAAAAACACUAAAAAGCAAAUUAUGGGAAAAGUUAAGUGA
Messenger RNA from Silurus meridionalis, 2382 nucleotides. Its product is annotated as extracellular calcium-sensing receptor-like. Gene Ontology annotation, molecular function: G protein-coupled receptor activity. The record is from RefSeq and is a predicted model, not a curated record. Gene Ontology annotation, biological process: G protein-coupled receptor signaling pathway. NCBI's taxonomy places the organism in Eukaryota, Metazoa, Chordata, Actinopteri, Siluriformes, Siluridae. Gene Ontology annotation, cellular component: membrane.